CACUCGUACUCAAAGUGUAAGUGUUGGUUGCAGAGGCAGAAAUUCUUAUUUUUCUCCUUAAAAAUAUAAUAUCUGUGCAGAAUGGCCGCCCGCCGUAUCGCCCAAUCCUCGAUCAACUGGUCCGCUCUCGCCGAGCGCGUGCCCGCCAACCAGAAGAGCAGCUUCGGCGCCUUCAAGACCAAGUCGGACAUCUAUGUGCGCGCCGUGCUGGCCAAUCCCGAGUGCCCACCCCAGAUCGAUUGGGCCAACUACAAGAAGCUGGUGCCCGUGGCCGGACUUGUCGAUAGCUUCCAGAAGCAGUACGAUGCCCUGAAGGUGCCCUAUCCCCAGGACAAGGUGUCCUCCCAGGUGGAUGCCGAGAUCAAGGCGUCGCAGAGCGAAAUCGAUGCCUACAAGAAGGCCUCGGAGCAGCGCAUCCAGAACUACCAGAAGGAGAUCGCCCAUCUGAAGUCGCUGCUGCCCUACGAACAGAUGACCAUGGAGGACUACCGCGACGCAUUCCCCGAUAGCGCACUCGAUCCCCUCAACAAGCCCACCUUCUGGCCCCACACUCCCGAGGAGCAGGUCGGCUACAAGUCCAAGGAGCAGCUGGAGGCCGAGGCCCAGGGACACCACUAAACCGGAGGGCGCGAGGAGCACUCUGACUUUGGCUUCGUUGGUCGUCUGUUCGAUUCGAAAUGUAAUCCGCGUUGAAGUAAAUUACCCAAAUUAAAUUCAUUUCAAAUGACA
Messenger RNA from Drosophila mauritiana, 729 nucleotides. It is a transcript of the gene ATPsynD, whose product is annotated as ATP synthase subunit d, mitochondrial. Bases 82 to 618 code for a protein of 178 amino acids. The transcript has 2 exons. Lineage: Eukaryota; Metazoa; Arthropoda; Insecta; Diptera; Drosophilidae. Gene Ontology annotation, molecular function: proton transmembrane transporter activity. The record is from RefSeq and is a predicted model, not a curated record. Gene Ontology annotation, biological process: proton motive force-driven ATP synthesis.